GCUGUGCGAGCGGGCGCAGAGACGCGGAGCCGGCCCACUCGCCCACCACCCGCCCAGCCUCCCGCACACCAUGCACGUGAACGGCAAAGUGGCGCUGGUGACCGGCGCCGCGCAGGGCAUCGGCAGAGCCUUUGCAGAGGCUCUGCUGUUCAAGGGGGCCAAGGUAGCGCUGGUGGAUUGGAAUCUAGAGGCAGGUGUCAAGUGCAAGGCCGCCCUGGACGAGCAGUUCGAACCUCAGAAGACCCUGUUCAUCCAGUGUGACGUGGCUGACCAGGAACAACUGAGAGAUACUUUUAGAAAAGUUGUAGACCACUUUGGAAGACUGGAUAUUUUGGUCAAUAAUGCUGGAGUGAAUAAUGAGAAAAACUGGGAAAAAACUCUGCAAAUUAAUUUGGUUUCUGUUAUUGGUGGAACCUAUCUCGGUUUGGAUUACAUGAGUAAGCAGAACGGAGGUCAAGGUGGUAUCAUUAUCAACAUGUCUUCUAUAGCAGGACUGGUGCCUGUUGCACAACAGCCUGUUUACUGUGCUUCAAAGCAUGGCAUAAUUGGAUUCACCCGCUCAGCUGCGAUGGCUGCGAACCUUAUGAACAGUGGCGUAAGGUUGAAUGCCAUUUGUCCAGGCUUUGUCAACACCCCCAUCCUCAAAUCUAUUGAGAAAGAAGAAAACAUGGGACAAUAUAUAGAAUAUACAGAUCAUAUCAAGGAUAUGAUGAAAUACUUUGGAAUUUUGGACCCAUCAAUGAUUGCCAAUGGAUUAAUAACCCUUAUUGAAGAUGAUGCUUUAAACGGUGCUAUUAUGAAGAUCACACCUUCCAAAGGAAUUCAUUUUCAGGACUAUGACUCACCUCCAUCUCUUGCAGUCAUAACCGAAAAUAAGCACAAAUGACUUAAAUUCUGGCCAUAUCUUCAUCUUAAUGUCGCUUUUUCAGUGAAAUAUUACACUCUGAAUCUUUCCUUCAUGUAUUUGAUGUUAAUUUUUUCUAAUAAUUAGUGAAGCCUCUGAAUUAAAAUUUAUGAUACAUUAUCAUCAAAAAUAGAAUGCAAAACAAACGUAGAUUGUGAAUAAUGUUUAAAACAAAGGCUAUUCAAUAGUCAAGGAAUACUCUUCCUUUCUGGAAAAUGUUUUCCAGAAAUUCAUUCUAAAGGAGAUACUUGAAUUGUUAUUUAAAUCAAAACAUGUUUAUUGAAACUUAUUUUGUUUCUAUGUUUGAACAUCACAGCAGAAAGCAUGUACAUGAGAAAUGUUAGUACCAGUAGUUGUGAGUUGUGUAUCAUCUUUAAGUUUGAAUAGUUCUGUGCUUAAAGAGGGCCAGUAGUUAAGUAAUCAAUUACAGUGUUACUACAUCCAGAGUGAAAAAUGGGUUUAUGGAAAAAUGACUGAAAGUAAUUAAGUCUUAUUUCACAGCUUAAUCUCAAACCAAUGUAAAAUAUUUCUGUCCACUUUGCUUCUAACUUGAAUAACUUUGAAGUCCAAAAAAAUCUCAGGAAUGCACCUUUUAACAGAUAUUGCAAAAAAAUUCAUGUUCCUAAAAAAAUUAUAUGUAAUAUAUCCUCAUUUUAAAUAAUACAGAUUGUAUAUUUUCCUCAGAUUACUUCCUUGUUGAUUUGUACUAAUUUUGAAAGUGCCUACCUUUCAAUAAAAUCCCAUUUUUCUAA
Messenger RNA from Perognathus longimembris pacificus (Pacific pocket mouse), 1656 nucleotides. RefSeq names its product 15-hydroxyprostaglandin dehydrogenase (gene Hpgd). Lineage: Eukaryota; Metazoa; Chordata; Mammalia; Rodentia; Heteromyidae. The record is from RefSeq and is a predicted model, not a curated record. Bases 71 to 886 code for a protein of 271 amino acids. The transcript is spliced from 7 exons. Gene Ontology annotation, molecular function: oxidoreductase activity, acting on the CH-OH group of donors, NAD or NADP as acceptor. Gene Ontology annotation, cellular component: cytoplasm.